GAACGUGCGAACGACAUCAAAAUGGUGCCACAUUAUCUCCUCGUGCUGACCUUGGCAGUGGCCGUAAGCGCCCGAACUGCGUCCACCAACCAGAACAAACUAGAGGCGAGGAGUUCAGAGGACACCGUCGUAGGAGAUCUCAAAAUCGCAUACGAAACAUACAGGGACUGCAGCGGCAGUGACAUCGCCAACUGCCUGAAGUUCAAACUAGCCAAAGCGUUGAACAGGAUAUCGAAGAGCGAGGAAAUCUCAAUCCUGAGCGGUGUGACGAUAACCAAAAACAAGGAUGCAGUCCCCAAUGUGGAGGUUGAAGAAGCGAUUCCGAGAGGUCUUGACGAGAGCUCAUUGGACAACCUUAUCUUGGACAAAAUCGUUGGAUUCAUGCAAUCUCAUACCAUCCAGGUCAAAUUCCCAACCGGUUCAGAUCUUCAGCGCGCGUUCGCGGAAGACCGCGGUAGGAGGAAGAAGCUCGCCCCCCUCCUCGCCAUCCCCCUUUUGAUCGGGGGUAUGAUGGUCCCCCUGGCUUUCGGAGCCCUGGCUCUGUUAGCUGGAAAGGCGCUCAUCGUGUCCAAGCUGGCCCUCGUCCUGGCUGGUAUCAUCGGUCUGAAGAAACUCCUGUCUUCAAACGGAACUGGUGAAGCCCACGAGGUGGUGGUCUCAGCUGGACACGGAGGUGCUGGGUGGAGCAGGUCCUUGGACGCCCACGACCUAGCAUACAACGCUUACACCCAAUAGAGGAAUCGACCCACCAAGAUAAUAAAUAAUUUAACGACAUGUUAGAGUUUCUAAUUUAUUAACACAAUAUGUAGGUAAUUUAUAGUACACAGACCCGCCAACGUGAAAAGUUCUUGUUUUACAAUCGUUACAUAAAAAAGAACUCAAUGAACAGACUGAUAGAAUAAUUAUUAAGGUCUCACCUUGUUACAAUUAUAAUAAGAGAGCAAGAGAGACAUUUUUAUUCUCGAUGGUAAAAAGGGACUUUGUUAUUGUAUCAUUUAAAAUUGUACCGAUUACAAAUGGUACGAUAAAAUGUUUCAAGUGUUUAAUUAUUAAAAAAAAGAACAUCUAGUGAAAACCAUAGUAUGGUAAGUACAAUAGGACGUUAUUUGGAAAAUACUAUUUAUAUAUUUAUGAAAAUAUAGUUUUAAAAUGUAUGACACGGCAAGCAACGGACAAUGAUUUUGCAAAUGGAGGAAACGGGAUUUUUUUUUCUAUUUUAGAGGUACCUCAAUACUCCAAUACUUUUCAUUAUAUUCGGUAGAAACAUAUACAUUUUUUUUUGUAGACAUAUAAUAAUAUGUAAAUAUUUAUGUAAAUAAUAUUUAUUUAAAUCGCGAGUCUUUGGAAUUUGCUUUAAAAUUAAUUAGUGUUCUUUAAAAUGUUGCUAGAU
Molecule: messenger RNA, 1390 nt
Organism: Maniola jurtina (meadow brown)
Lineage: Eukaryota; Metazoa; Arthropoda; Insecta; Lepidoptera; Nymphalidae
Gene: Osi8
Exons: 3
Coding region: 22-735 (237 amino acids)
Source: RefSeq, a predicted model, not a curated record